AUGGGAUCUGCAUCAGGAAAAGUGUACGUUCAGUUCGACAAUUUUUGCGAAGACAAGACUUACGAGGAUAUCGCUUUAGAAAAGUUUGGAUGCGAUCUGAAAGGGACGGUAUUGUGUCCAGAGAACGAGACAUCAAUCACUUGUCUCAAUGGUGGUGCGUGUGCACUCUAUCUCAAGGACCUGGAGGAUGUAUGUGAACAAAAAUGUCGAUGCACGCCUGAUUAUAUUGGGAAGUACUGUCACCUGUAUAACGGUUUUCUGAAUGCAACAGUUGGCCUUAUGGUCGGGAUUCUAUUGGCAAUAAUCCUCACUGUAUUCAUCGUCAUCAUUGUAUGGUACUGCUGAUGCACGCCUGAGUAUAUUGGGAAGUACUGUCACCUGUAUAACGGUUUUCUGAAUGCAACAGUUGGCCUUAUGGUUGGGAUUCUAUUGGCAAUAAUCCUCACUGUAUUCAUCGUCAUUAUUGUAUGGUACUGCUGGUGA
Messenger RNA from Opisthorchis viverrini, 483 nucleotides. RefSeq lists its product as hypothetical. The transcript is spliced from 7 exons. The record is from RefSeq and is a predicted model, not a curated record. Bases 1 to 345 code for a protein of 114 amino acids. Lineage: Eukaryota; Metazoa; Platyhelminthes; Trematoda; Opisthorchiida; Opisthorchiidae.